GCGUUGAAUGGAUUUUUAACAUUUCUACCGCAGCCUUUUAGCCUGAAAUCUUUUUAAGAAGAUGGUUUUGCAAAACAGCGGACGGUUCAGGGCGGACAGAGGCCAAAGUGGAGCAGAUCAGGAGAACCAGGAUGACGGCUCCUCCAUGUCGGCCGUCAAGCGGCUGGAGCGCAGCCAGUUCACCGACGACAUGGACGCGCGCUUCGGCUUCGACAGGAUGAAGGAGCCCGGGGAGAGGACGGGCUGGCUCAUCAACAUGCACCCUACAGAGAUCCUGGAUGAAGACAAGAGGAUGAUCAGUGCUGUGGAUUAUUACUUCAUCCAGGAGGAUGGGAGCAGAUUCAAGGUGGCUCUUCCCUUCAAGCCUUAUUUCUACGUUGCUACUAAAAAGAACUGCGAGCGAGAGGUCGUGUCAUAUCUAUCGAGGAAGUUCCAAGGAAAAGUGGCAAAGCUUGAAAAUCUUCCAAAGGAGGAUCUGGAUCUGCCGAACCAUCUGGUUGGCCUGAAGAGAAGCUACAUCAAGCUGUCCUUCAACACCGUGGACGAUCUCGUCAAAGUCAAGCGUGAGAUUGCGCCGGCCGUGCGCAAAAACAAGGAGCGGGAGCAGUCCAACGACGCCUACACGUCCAUGCUGUCGAGCGCUCUGUCGGGAGGCGGCGUGACCUCGGCAGGCGACGACGGGACGUCCAAGAGCAUCGCAGAUCAGCUGGACAACAUCGUGGACAUGAGAGAGUACGACGUGCCGUACCACGUCCGACUGUCCAUCGACCUCAAGAUCCAUGUGGCUCACUGGUACAACGUUCGAUACCGAGGCAGCACGUAUCCACCAGAGAUCGUGCGCAGGGAUGACCUUGUGGAGCGACCGGACCCCGUCGUUUUGGCUUUUGACAUCGAGACGACCAAACUUCCCCUGAAAUUCCCUGAUGCGGAGACGGAUCAGAUCAUGAUGAUCUCCUACAUGAUCGACGGACAGGGCUUUUUAAUCACCAACAGAGAGAUCGUCUCCGAGAGCAUCGAGGAUUUUGAGUUCACGCCCAAGCCUGAAUACGAAGGGCCUUUUACCGUUUUUAACGAGGACGACGAGGCGGCCCUCAUUCAGAGGUGGUUUGACCACGUGCAGGAAACAAGGCCCAAUAUCUUUGUGACCUACAAUGGAGACUUCUUUGACUGGCCUUUUGUGGAAACGCGGGCAGCCCUCCAUGGGCUGAGCAUGCACAGGGAAAUCGGUUUCCAAAAGGACAGCCAGGGGGAGUACAAGUCUAGUCAGGCCAUCCAUAUGGACUGCCUGAGGUGGGUGAAAAGGGACAGCUACCUGCCUGUGGGAAGUCACAAUCUGAAGGCAGCAGCCAAGGCUAAACUGGGCUACGACCCGGUGGAGCUGGACCCUGAGGAGAUGUGCCGCAUGGCAACUGAAGAACCACAGACCUUAGCCACCUACUCUGUGUCAGACGCCGUGGCCACGUAUUACCUGUACAUGAAAUAUGUUCACCCCUUCAUCUUCGCGCUGUGCACCAUCAUCCCCAUGGAGCCCGAUGAGGUGCUGCGUAAAGGCUCGGGGACUCUGUGCGAAGCCUUGCUCAUGGUGCAGGCCUUCCACGCCAACAUCGUGUUCCCCAACAAGCAGGAGCAGGUUUUCAACAAGCUCACAGACGACGGCCACGUCAUGGACUCUGAGACGUACGUGGGCGGACACGUGGAGGCGCUGGAGUCCGGCGUGUUUCGCAGUGACAUCCCCUGUCGCUUUAAAAUGAACCCGGCUGCGUUUGACUUUCUGCUUCAAAGGGUUGAGGGGACGAUGCGACAUGCCGUCGAGGAGGAGGAGAAGAUCCCUCUGGAGCAAGUGACCAACUUUAAUGAGGUGUGUGAGGAAAUCAAAAAGAAGCUGACGUCCUUGAAGGAGGUUCCAAACAGGAUUGAAUGUCCUCUCAUCUACCAUCUGGAUGUCGGGGCGAUGUACCCCAAUAUUAUCCUCACCAACCGCCUGCAGCCGUCAGCGAUGGUCGACGAGGCCACGUGCGCUGCGUGCGACUUCAACAAGCCCGGCGCCUCCUGUCAGAGGAGGAUGACUUGGCAGUGGAGAGGAGAAAUCAUGCCCGCGAGUCGCAGCGAGUUCCACCGCAUCCAGCAGCAGCUCGAGUCUGAGAAGUUCCCCGCGCUGUUCCCCAACGGGCCGGCCCGGGCCUUCCACACCCUGAACAGGGAGGAGCAGGCCAAACACGAGAAGAAACGUCUGGCAGACUACUGCAAGAGGGCCUACAAGAAGACGCGCGUCACCCGGCUGGAGGAGCGAGUUACCACCAUUUGUCAGAGAGAAAACUCCUUCUACGUGGACACGGUCAGAGCGUUCAGGGAUCGGCGUUACGAGUUCAAAGGACUUCAUAAAGUGUGGAAGAAGAAGCUGUCGGCGGCGCAGGACAGCGGAGAUGCUGCAGAGGUGAAGCGCAGUAAGAACAUGGAGAUCCUGUACGACUCGCUUCAGCUGGCCCACAAGUGUAUUCUGAACUCUUUCUACGGCUACGUCAUGAGAAAAGGCGCCCGCUGGUACUCCAUGGAGAUGGCCGGCAUCGUGUGCUACACCGGGGCCAACAUCAUCACUCAGGCCAGAGAGCUUAUUGAGCAAAUAGGGAGGCCGCUUGAGUUGGACACUGACGGUAUUUGGUGUGUGCUUCCCAACACCUUCCCUGAGAACUUUGUGAUAAAGACGAGCAACGAGAAGAAGCCCAAAGUGACCAUCUCCUACCCGGGAGCCAUGCUGAACAUCUUGGUGAAAGAGGGGUUCACCAACGAGCAGUACCACGAGCUGGUGGAACCCGCGUCGCUCACUUACAACAUCCGGUCGGAGAACAGCAUCUUCUUCGAGGUGGACGGACCGUAUCUGGCGAUGAUCCUGCCCGCCUCCAAGGAGGAAGGGAAGAAGCUCAAGAAGAGGUAUGCUGUGUUCAACGAAGACGGCUCGUUGGCUGAGCUCAAAGGUUUUGAAGUGAAACGAAGAGGGGAGCUCCAGCUCAUCAAGAUUUUUCAGUCCUCUGUGUUCGAGGCUUUCCUCAAAGGUACCACUCUGGAGGAGGUCUACGCGUCUGUGGCUAAAGUGGCCGACUACUGGCUGGAUGUGCUGUACAGCAAGGCUGCUAACAUGCCAGAUGCAGAACUGUUCGACCUGAUUUCUGAAAACCGAUCCAUGUCCCGAAAGCUCGAGGACUACGGAGAGCAGAAGUCCACGUCCAUCAGCACAGCCAAGAGGCUGGCAGAGUUUCUGGGAGACCAGAUGGUGAAAGACGCAGGUCUGAGCUGUCGCUAUAUCAUCUCCCGCAAACCAGAGGGCUCCCCCGUCACAGAAAGAGCCAUUCCUCUGGCCAUCUUCCAGGCCGAGCCCAGCGUCAAGAAGCAUUUUCUCCGAAAGUGGCUGAAGAUGCCCAGCCUGCACGACCUGGACAUACGCUCUAUUCUUGACUGGAGCUAUUACAUUGAGAGGUUGGGCAGUGCAAUCCAAAAAAUCAUCACGAUCCCUGCAGCUCUGCAACAGGUGAAGAAUCCCGUUCCAAGAGUGAGGCAUCCUGACUGGCUUCACAAGAAACUCCUGGAGAAAAAUGACAUCUACAAGCAAAAGAAGAUAAGUGAGCUGUUCUCCAGUGAGGGCAAGAGACAGGUGACCCACCAGCCUCUUGAAGUGGGAGAAACUGCAGACAUAGAGGACUUCGGGAUGCCAGCCAGACCCCUGCAGCCCGCCAUCCUCAUCAGCACCAAGAGGAAGCGGGCUUCUCAGGGAGACGACAGCCAGGUGGAGUCUCAGGACGUGGAGCUCACGCAGUCCUGGAGAGAAAUCCUGGGACCUCCCCCACCUACGGGAACGACACGGGAGGAGCGUCUCGUUUGGCUGCGCUAUCAUAAGAAGAAAUGGGAGCUGCAGCUCAGGCAAAGGAGGGAGAAGCAGAAGAGGAGAAAGCUGUUGGAUGGGGAAGUCCAACCUGUUAGUGGGGGGGUGAUCAGAGGUGGGCCCGCCACCGGCCUGGGGAGCUUCCUCCGCAGAACGGCUCGCAGCAUCCUGGACAUGCCGUGGCAGAUUGUGCAGAUUGCAGAGACGAGCCACCCCGGUCUGUACAAGCUGUGGGCUGUGAUUGGAAACGACCUUCACUGCAUGAAACUCAACAUCCCGCGUGUUUUCUACGUCAACCAGAAAGUCCCAAAGCAGGAGGAGGGAGUCGCGUACAAAAAGGUGAACCGGAUGCUGCCUCGCUCCAACGUGGUGUACUACCUGUACGAGUACUCUGUACCAGAGGACAUGUACCAGAAGCACAUCAAUGAGAUCAACGCUGACCUCUCUGCUCCAGACAUCGAAGGCGUCUACGAAACACAGGUCCCGUUGUUGUUCCGCGCGCUGGUGCAGCUCGGAUGUGUGUGUAUGGUAAACAAGCAUGUUGUGAGGGGUCUGGCUGGCAGAGAGACCGACACCUUUGAUCUGGAACAUUUGGAGAUGAGGUCUCUGGCCCAGUUCAGCUACCUGGAACCUGGAAGUGUUCGCCACAUGUAUCUGUAUCAUCACAGCCAGGGUCAUAAGGCUCUGUUCGGCCUGUUCAUCCCCUCUCAGCGCAAAGCUAGCAUCUUCAUCCUGGACACGGUUCGAAGCAACCAGAUGCCCAACCUGAGUAAUCUCUACACGGCUGAGCGCACUGCCCUCCUGGAGAAGACGACGGAGGAGCUUCUACCUCCAGACAAACACACCUUCGAGGUUCGAGCUGAAAAUGACAUCAAAGCGAUUUCCCGCUCACUGCAGCGCAUCCUGCUGAAUUACAAGGAGGAGCGGCGUGGGCCCACCCUCAUCGCCCUGCAGUCCAACUGGGAGCUGCGGCGACUAGCUGCAGGGAUGCCAGUGCUUGAGGAGUUCCCAGUUGUUCCAGUACACGUGGUAGAUGAGAUCAACUAUAACGUUCUGGACUGGCAACGUCACGGAGCCAGGAGAAUGAUCCGCCAUUACCUCAACCUGGACAGCUGCCUGUCUCAGGCUUUUGACAUGGCCAGGUAUUACCACCUACCUGUGGGUAAUUUGCCCCAGGACGUGUCCAUCUUUGGCUCAGACUUGUUCCUAGCCAGACAUCUACGGAAACACAACCACCUGCUGUGGCUUUCACCGACAGCCAGGCCCGACCUCGGAGGAAAAGAGGCAGACGACAGUCGUCUGGUCAUGGAAAACGACGACUGGGGCUCUGUGGAGAUCAACGCUCAGGGAUGUUACUCCACAGUGUGUGUGGAGCUGGACCUGCAGAGCCUGGCGGUGAACACCAUCCUCCAGUCGCAGCACGUUAACGACAUGGAGGGCGGAGCCAGUCUGGGCGUUAGUUUUGAUGUGAUCCAGCAGGCGUCGUUGGAGGACAUGAUGUCAGGAAACCAGGGCGCCAGUGCGCUCGCUAGCUAUGAUGAAACCGCUCUCUGCUCCAACACGUUCAGGAUCCUUAAAAGCAUGGUGGUUGGGUGGGUGAGGGAGAUCACGCAGUACCACAAUGUGUACGCAGACAACCAGGUGAUGCAUUUCUACCGCUGGCUGCACUCGCCGAGCUCUCUGCUGUACGACCCGGCGCUGCACCGCACCCUGCACAACAUGAUGAAGAAGGUGUUUCUGCAGUUGGUUGCAGAGUUUAAACGUCUGGGCUCGACUGUGGUUUACGGAAACUUCAACAGGAUCAUCUUGUGUACAAAGAAACGGAGGAUCGAUGACGCCGUUGCUUACGUAGAAUAUAUCACCAACAGCAUUCACUCCAGAGAAAUCUUCCACUCGUUGUCCAUCUCCUUCUCCCGCUGCUGGGAGUUCCUGUUGUGGAUGGACCCCGCUAACUCUGGGGGUGUGAAGGGCAAGCUGCCGUCCAGCGUCCUGUAUGGAGAGGUACCGCUGUGUGAAACUGGUUUCCCCUUUACGUCCAGCUAA
This is a messenger RNA of Nematolebias whitei (Rio pearlfish), 5917 nucleotides long. RefSeq names its product polymerase (DNA directed), epsilon (gene pole). Gene Ontology annotation, molecular function: DNA binding; single-stranded DNA 3'-5' DNA exonuclease activity; DNA-directed DNA polymerase activity. The transcript has 41 exons. NCBI's taxonomy places the organism in Eukaryota, Metazoa, Chordata, Actinopteri, Cyprinodontiformes, Rivulidae. The record is from RefSeq and is a predicted model, not a curated record. Bases 62 to 5917 code for a protein of 1951 amino acids. Gene Ontology annotation, biological process: DNA replication proofreading; DNA replication; leading strand elongation. Gene Ontology annotation, cellular component: nucleus; epsilon DNA polymerase complex.